Messenger RNA from Penicillium bovifimosum, 1680 nucleotides. Its product is annotated as putative arginine transporter. Bases 1 to 1680 code for a protein of 559 amino acids. Lineage: Eukaryota; Fungi; Ascomycota; Eurotiomycetes; Eurotiales; Aspergillaceae. Gene Ontology annotation, biological process: amino acid transmembrane transport. The transcript is spliced from 2 exons. Gene Ontology annotation, cellular component: membrane. The record is from RefSeq and is a predicted model, not a curated record. Gene Ontology annotation, molecular function: amino acid transmembrane transporter activity.
AUGGACGACAAGUCAGUCACCCCCAAGGGCAAGAUGAGCACCGAAACGCCUGUGCCAGUUCCGGUACAGGCACAGGAUGCAUAUGAUGUGGAUUAUGAGAAAUACGGCGCUCAACGCCAGGCCAAUCCGCUGCCGGAACUCAAGCGGAAGCUGAAGAGCAGACAUCUUCAGAUGAUUGCCAUUGGUGGCACAAUUGGUACCGGUUUGUUCAUCGGUAGCGGCACAGCCAUUGCUCAUGGAGGCCCCGUCGGAGCUCUCAUAGCUUAUAUCUUUGUCGGAACCAUCGUAUACUCCGUCAUGACCGCACUCGGAGAGAUCGCCACAUAUAUCCCGAUUCCUGGAGCUUUCACCUCCUACGCUGCUCGCCUGAUUGACCCGAGUUUGGGAUUUGCAAUGGGUUGGAUUUAUUGGUUCUCUUGGGCGUCGACAUUUGCGCUGGAGUUGACGGCAACCGGUCUGAUCAUUCAGUACUGGGAUAAAGAUAUUCCGAUCGCCAUCUUCAUCGCCGUUUUCUGGGUUGUCAUUAUCGCUUUCAACAUGAUGCCCGUUGGCUUUUAUGGUGAAAUUGAGUUCUGGUUCGCCAGUAUCAAGGUCAUCACAGUGAUCGGAUUUAUGAUCUUUUGUAUCUGCAUGAAUGCCGGUGUUGGAAAAGAAGGAUACAUUGGUUUCAGAUAUUGGGUGCACCCGGGACCCUUUGUUCCCUAUCUGAUCGAGAACAAUGAUUCGUUGGCUAAAUUCGUCGGAUUCUGGUCAACGCUGAUUCAGGCUGGAUUUUCAUACCAGGGAACUGAAUUGGUUGGUAUCGCGGCCGGCGAGACCGAGAACCCUCGCAAGACCGUCCCAUCCGCUAUCCGCAAGACCUUCUUCCGUAUCGUCUUCUUCUUCAUCCUGACAAUCUUCUUCCUCGGAAUCGUCGUGCCUUCCAACGACGAUGGUCUGCUGGCUAGUGAGGGCGAUGGUGCUAGUGCCCAGAACGCCAACGCUUCACCAUUUGUUAUUGCCAUUAACCGUGCCGGCGUGACUGCUCUUCCCGGUAUUAUCAACGCAGUUCUGUUGACCGUGGUGCUCUCGGCAGCCAACUCCAACGUCUACAGUGGCAGUCGUAUCCUAGUUGGCCUUGCCCAGGAAGGAUUUGCCCCUCAUUGGUUCAAGAUCACCACCAAGCGUGGCGUUCCCUACUACAGUGUUCUCUUCACCGCGGCCUUUGGGUUGCUCGGAUUCCUGAACGUCUCCGACGCAGGUAGCACCGUCUUCACUUGGUUGCUACAGAUCUCCGGUGUUGCUGGCUUCAUCACCUGGUCUUCACUGAAUGCCUGCCAUCUCGCUUUCCAGCGGGCUCUCAAGGUUCGCAACAUCUCUCGGGAUGUUCUACCGUACAAGGCCGUCUGGCAGCCCUAUCUCUCGUGGUACGGAUUGUUCUUCAAUAUCCUGAUCAUCCUCACCCAGGGAUUCACGGCUUUCGUUGGGGGCUUCAAGGUGAAAGACUUUUUCAUCAACUACCUGAGUUUGAUUCUGUUUGUGGUCUUGUAUGCAGGCCACAAGAUCGUCUUUCGCCCCGCUUUUGUCAAGCCCAUCGAGGCCGAUCUGGAUACGGGCCGCACCACUGCCGACAACGAGACAUGGGAGACCGUCGAGCCAACCACAUGGUACGGCAAGGCGUGGAACCGGAUCUGUGGGUGA